ACGAAUUGGAUCUCAGACAAACACCGGCAAGCUGCACUGUCAGAAAAGUCGUGGGAAAAGCUGCAAAAUCCAAACAACAAAAAAAAAACAAAUUACCCAAACAGUAUUUACUUUACGAUGCUACCUAUAAGUGUGUUGUUUUUGGCGUAUGAGUGAUGCUCGGACUCAAGUAAUUCCUCGAAAUACUUCCGCUUCCAUCGUUCGUUCCCUCGAUUCGUCGUUUGGUUUCCGCAGCGCGUGUGUUUAAUUAUAUAGCCGCAGGCAGGGGUUUAUGCCAUAACAACGAGUCUUGCAAAUUAAAUUAAUUUCGUGCAAUCUGCAUGUUGGCAACAACUUUGUUCUCUCCCUCCAAUUAGUGUGAAGCGAUAGAGACAUAAUUAAAAACUUCCUGCAGGCUGACUUCAACAGCAUUACAUUUUAAAUCAGUAAAUACACAGCAACGUUGAUUCGGAAGCCGACUUCAGUUCAAUCAUCAGCCGGCAACAUUGUGAAAUCCCCAUGCAGGAAGAGCUGGAAGGGAAUCGAAGUCAUAUAAAAUACAUAGCAGCAAAGUGGAAAAAUUGUGGAAAACAGGAAAUGAAUAUGCAAAAGAGGCAGAAGGGAUAUGAAAAAUGCAAAUAGCCAAAUCGAGUUCAAUGAGAAAUGCAGCUAACCCGUACGUAUUUACACAAUUUCACAUGCAAGGCAGUAGCACUGGGCACUGGCGCACAGGUCCGAAUACAAAUGCGACUCACUGUGCAGAUUGCUAAUUGUGGCUGACUGGUAAACCAAAGAAAGCAGGAGCGUUGAAUGAAAAAUGCAUUAAAUGCAACCGCAAAAUAGAGCAAAAAGUAAAACCAAUCAAGCGACGAAAAAAAGGAAAUUGCACAUACUGAGCGCAGAGCAAAACAAAAGGAUGACAAAACCAGUUAGCGAAUGUAAAAAUUGAUUUCUGCGGUCUGGAUAGCGGAUAUUGCUUAUAUAUGACCGUAAAUCGUUGGCGAAGGGCACCGCGACAUAAAACAUUUACUGAUUUAUAAAUAAACAAUCAUAUUUGUGGGCAAAGCGAAAGCAAAAUGCAAAAGCCAGCGCUUAAAUUACGAAGACUCUUCAUCAUUACCGCUGUUUACAUAGCCAGUUUGCCAGGUUUCACUGUGGGGCUGCGCAAUGUCAACGUUCGCAUCCCGUCCGCCGUUAAGCGCGGCGAUAAUGCGCUCUUAAUCUGCAAUUAUGACAUCGAGAACGACACGCUCUAUACGGUGAAAUGGUACCGCGGCAGACGGGAAUUCUAUCGCUACACGCCGAAGGAGAAUCCGGCCUGGAAGAUAUUCACCAAAACGAACGAAAUCGAUGUCGAGACCACCCAAUCGAAUGCCAGCCACGUUUUGCUGCGAAAUGUUCCCACCUCAAUAUCCGGCAAGUUCGCCUGCGAAGUGUCCGCGGAUGCACCCACCUUCGAUACUUCCAUCGUGGCCGCCGACAUGGAGGUGGUUGAAUUGCCCACCCAACGACCCAUAAUUACUGGCAUCCAUUCACGAUACCGUCUGGGCGACGUUGUGAAUGGCAACUGUUCAUCGGAUUACUCGAAGCCGGCGGCGAAUCUCACCUGGUGGAUCAACGACAUCCAGGUGCCACCCAACUACCUCCGCAUCUACGAUGUUCAGCGCCACUUGGCGGAGCACCUGGAGUCGGCCGUUUUGGAAAUCAAUUUCGUAGUGACUGUGCAUCAUUUCAUCAAGGGUCGCUUGAAGUUGAAAUGUUCGGCUCGAAUUCACGAAAUCUACGCCCAGGAGAGCGAGAAAAUGAUAGAGGAGGAUCGUCCCAGGAUUCUGGCUUCGGGCAGAUCUCCCGAUAUGAAUAUGUACCCCUUUGACCAGCCCGGUGACGUGGAUGAGCACAACGAACUGUUCUUGAUUCAUUCAAAUACGGCUGCUGGAAUCGCAUCCUGGAAUCCCAUUCUGCUUCUGGUCCUGUGGCCAAGCUUUUGGCUGAGGACUUUGUUGGGGAUCCGGUAUUUCGGAUGGGCGGAGCGGUGAUAAGUUGGCCCCUGGCAGAAGAGAGAUGGACUUCAGGCGGGCUUUUGGCACGGAAGAGAAUCCCCCGCUCGGGCUCGGCAAUUAUGGAACCCAUACUUAGCAAAUCGAAUAGCAAAUCAACAGUGAAAGGUCCUCAGCAUACCGAAUAUACCUACUCACAUAUACCUAUACCUAAUGUUAAGUACGUAACUGUAAAGACAAAUGCAUUUCCAAAGACCCGUACUCCUCUAUCCCUAAGUCAAGUGUAAAUAGGCAUCGCAUACUCACCAGGCAUAUAUUAUAUGUAUGUAUAUUAUGUACCUACUCUCUAAGCAGGAUUCUAAAUGUUUGCUUUCGUUGGGUUUGGUCGAGGAUUUAUCGUUAAGAUUGUGGUUUCUGGGCAGAUUCAUUGUUCUGUUCGUCUGUGUCUGUUUGAAAAACUGUACAACUUAAAUGUUUAGCCAUAGCGUUAACUUUAGUGUGAACCUAAGUUGAAAGUGUGCGUAAGAAAUAUUGAUAGAAGCCAAAUAAAGAUGGUUUUAUUUGAUCACUUA
Molecule: messenger RNA, 2548 nt
Organism: Drosophila ficusphila
Lineage: Eukaryota; Metazoa; Arthropoda; Insecta; Diptera; Drosophilidae
Gene: beat-Ib
Exons: 7
Coding region: 1056-2015 (319 amino acids)
Source: RefSeq, a predicted model, not a curated record